Antrostomus carolinensis (chuck-will's-widow) is the source of this 714-nucleotide messenger RNA. Its product is annotated as fumarate hydratase, mitochondrial-like. Lineage: Eukaryota; Metazoa; Chordata; Aves; Caprimulgiformes; Caprimulgidae. Gene Ontology annotation, molecular function: fumarate hydratase activity. Gene Ontology annotation, cellular component: mitochondrion. The record is from RefSeq and is a predicted model, not a curated record. The transcript is spliced from 5 exons. The annotation marks the transcript as partial. Gene Ontology annotation, biological process: malate metabolic process; fumarate metabolic process; tricarboxylic acid cycle.
AUGAGAGAGCUAACCCUUGCUGCUUGUGGGCUGGGCUGCAGUUUCUUCUGGAUCGCAUACACAACCUACUCCCAAGAGUGCCCUGGGUGGGCCGGGCUGGUGUCUCUGUCCACUCAAGAGGCGUUUAGGAUAGAAUAUGAUACCUUUGGUGAACUGAAGGUCCCAAGUGACAAAUACUAUGGUGCCCAGACUGUAAGAUCUACAAUGAACUUCAAGAUUGGAGGUGUUUCAGAAAGAAUGCCAGUUCAAGUUAUAAGGGCUUUUGGCAUCUUGAAGAGAGCAGCUGCUGAAGUAAAUCAAGAUUAUGGUCUCGACCCAAAGAUUGCUAAUGCUAUCAUAAAGGCGGCAAAUGAGGUAGCUGAAGGAAAAUUAAAUGAUCACUUUCCAUUGGUAGUGUGGCAGACUGGAUCUGGAACUCAAACCAACAUGAAUGUCAAUGAAGUCAUCAGCAAUAGAGCCAUUGAAAUAAUGGGGGGAAAACUGGGGAGCAAAACCCCAGUACAUCCGAAUGAUCAUGUUAACAAAAGCCAGAGUUCAAAUGACACUUUCCCAACAGCAAUGCACAUUGCUGCUGCCCAGGAGGUUAAUGAGGUGUUGUUACCUGGACUAAAGAAGCUACAGAAUGCACUUGAAGCGAAAUCCAAAGAGUUUUCCCAAAUCAUAAAAAUAGGUCGCACUCAUACACAAGAUGCUGUUCCACUUACACUUGGACAG